Messenger RNA from Anopheles darlingi, 1853 nucleotides. RefSeq names its product putative polypeptide N-acetylgalactosaminyltransferase 9. The record is from RefSeq and is a predicted model, not a curated record. Gene Ontology annotation, cellular component: Golgi apparatus. The transcript is spliced from 3 exons. Bases 13 to 1707 code for a protein of 564 amino acids. NCBI's taxonomy places the organism in Eukaryota, Metazoa, Arthropoda, Insecta, Diptera, Culicidae.
CUGCGCAACAAAAUGUUUUUCAUAAUUCGAUCCCUUCUCACGAGACCUUAUCUCUUCAUAGUGCUGUGUAUUGCGUUUGUAUUUCUAAACAUAAUCAUUUAUCUUAGUAAAGAGUCGGUUCAUCCGCAAACUGCAAGCAAUGAUGUGUAUCCAUUGCUGGGCUCGACAAAGGCACUGUAUCCUCCCGGGGAUAUGGGAGGUGCUGUGAUUCUCAACAAAUCAAAUCCAUCCAUAGCAAAAGCGAUUCGCGCAUCUAUGAAGCGCUAUGGACUCAACGAAUAUGCGUCCGAUCUGGUAUCGAUGCAUCGACGUCUACCUAUUGUCCCCGAUCCUUGGUGUCAACGAGCCGCGGCACAUUUUCUUCCUAAUCUUCCACCGACAUCCAUCGUCGUCGUGUUCUACAACGAGGCAUGGUCGGUUCUGGUACGAACCGUACAUUCGAUACUGGACCAUUCACCACCUCACCUGCUGCAGGAGAUCAUUCUCGUCGAUGAUUACUCCAGUUUGCCGCACCUGAAGACACAACUGAAGGACUAUUUCGAGGCAUACCCGAAGGUGAGAAUCAUUCGGGCCGCCAUGCGAAUGGGAUUGAUCAAGGCACGCGUACUGGGAGCCAAAAUGGCAACUUCGGAAGUACUCACCUUUCUCGAUGCUCACGUCGAAUGUGCCGAAGGUUGGCUCGAGCCAUUGCUCGAUCAAGUCGCACGAAAUGAGACGACUGUCGCCCUUCCUACGAUUGAUAAGAUAGAUCCGCUGGAUCUAGGCGUAAGCACCAACAUUUCGCUACUGCUUGCUGGUGCCUUCGAGUGGGAUCUUAACUUUGGCUGGUGUGAACGAAAGCAACUACAUAAGCGGUACGCACAUCCGCUCGAACCCUUCGACACACCGGCGAUGGCUGGAGGAUUGUUCACCAUCCGGCGAUCCUUCUUCGAGCGGCUCGGUUGGUACGACGAGGGAUUCGAUAUCUAUGGCAUGGAAAAUAUUGAACUAUCGCUUAAAACUUGGAUGUGCGGAGGACAACUACUCACCGUGCCUUGCUCUCGUGUCGGUCACAUUCAGAAGGAGGGUCACCCCUACAUACAGAACAUUAAGCGAGAUGUCCAACUAUACAACUCGAUCCGGUUAGCCGAGGUGUGGAUGGAUGAGUACAAACGAAUCGUGUUCGACGUCAACGGUGUCCCAUACUUCAGCGAGGAGCUAUUUGGAUCGGUUGAGACCCGGCAACGAUUUCGUCAGCAAGCUGGCUGUAAACCAUUCCGCUACUACCUAGAAACCGUUUUUCCCGAGCUCACGAUACCGAAUGUUUUUGGGCAGUUUCGUGGCAAGGUAAAAAACGUUGCCCUAGGACACGAUCACUGUCUAACAGUGGUGGACACUGCGAAAGACAGCCCACAUAUGGCACCCUGUAAAGAGGCCGAUAGCGAUCAGUUCUGGACGCAUAGCUACUACAGUGAUAUCAAUUCGUACAAAAUGUGUCUCGAUUUCACGGGCACUCGGUUGCGAUCGAUCGUUUGUCAUCGGCGCCGCGGUAACCAGGGUUGGAUGUAUGUGGUUGAGACGAAGCAAAUCUGGAAUAUGGGCCACGGAAGCUGUCUGGCGGUGAGUACGCAUGCCAACGGGUCAUCGCUGGUGAUGCAAAAGUGCAACGAAAACAGUAAACAGCAGCAGUGGCUGGUGACGUUUAUCGAUUAUAGUGAUUUGUAUUAAUAGUUUAGUUCUACCGUUUAUUUAAAGCAGGAGGAUAACAUUUAAUAAAAGUAAAAUCCAUGAUUUAAAGGAUAUUAAAACAGUUUCUGAGUUUUUGUUGGCAGAAAAGAUCGACAUCACAAACUGAUGACAUUGAAAAAAAAGGA